CUGGUGGCUUGUGUCGACUGUCUGUCAUCUAGUGUGUGUCUUCUGGGGAACCGUUCUCUGAAGAAUGACAAGUUUGAAGUGUGCGCCAAGACCGAGACGCUGAACAACCAGACUGUGACCACCGAUCUCUGGAAACUUUUCUGUAACAGCGAACAUCUCAACGCCACCUGCGAUGACUAUUUCAGUCUCAAUAACGUUACGGAGAUCCCGGCUAUUCCCGGGCUCUUGAGCGGCGUUUUGAAAGACAACCUAUGGGGUGACUACGGUCCAGCUCAUACGGUCAUCGAGAAGAAAAACCAGGAAUCGGUAGAGGCUCAGGACAGUUCCGGCGAUGUCUAUAAACCCUACGUCUUCAAUGACAUGGCCACCUACUUCACACUGCUGGUGGGAAUCUACUUCCCCUCAGUUACAG
Hippocampus comes (tiger tail seahorse) is the source of this 412-nucleotide messenger RNA. Its product is annotated as solute carrier family 12 member 7-like. The record is from RefSeq and is a predicted model, not a curated record. Lineage: Eukaryota; Metazoa; Chordata; Actinopteri; Syngnathiformes; Syngnathidae. The annotation marks the transcript as partial. The transcript is spliced from 2 exons.